Messenger RNA from Hibiscus syriacus, 2748 nucleotides. RefSeq names its product TPR repeat-containing thioredoxin TTL1-like. The record is from RefSeq and is a predicted model, not a curated record. Bases 1 to 2094 code for a protein of 697 amino acids. The transcript has 7 exons. Gene Ontology annotation, cellular component: cytoplasm. NCBI's taxonomy places the organism in Eukaryota, Viridiplantae, Streptophyta, Magnoliopsida, Malvales, Malvaceae. Gene Ontology annotation, molecular function: protein binding.
AUGUCGCAUCUAGGUGGAAAGACAGUGCCGGAGCUAGGCCUGGAUUUUGAUAAACUCGCCGAUCAACUCCGUGACUCACUGAGUUACUAUGAUAACAAACCCGAUUUCCGUGAAUUCGAUCUGGGUUCACCCGUAUCCCCCCUCCGAACCGGGCAACAGGGUCUCACGAUGACGACAACGACGAGUUCCAGCUCCGGUUCUUCCAGAUCCGUUUCGGGUCGGAACUCGUCUAACGCGACCACUAGGAGAUCUGAAUCGGGUCGAAAUAAUAACUCGGGUGAGCUUUCCGGCUCGAGUGAAACGAGUCCGACUGCUUCUACUGGGAAUAUAAAACCUGGUCAGACCAGAUCCAAAUCCAACACUUCCGCGACCUACCCGUUGAUCUAUUCGGGUCAAAGAGCCAUCAACUCACCGCCAGCCAACGUUCUUCCUACGGGAAACAUAUGCCCUUCGGGGAAAAUCAUUAAAACCGGCAUGGCGGUGAACCGGAGUUCCAGAAUCGUUGUUUUGGGCUCUGGGUCUGGUAAUUACGGCCAUGGCAGCAUAAUGCGGGGCGGGCGAGUGGGAACUGGACCCGUUACCGCCUCCAAAGGCGGUGCCUUUGAACCCAGUAGCACCCUUGGAAACCAUGGGAAUGCGAGUGAUUUAAUGAGAAAGGCAAUGGGGAACUCAGAACCUGAGGAUAUUAAGAGAGUUGCGAAUGAGAUGUACAAAAAAGGACAUUUUUUAGAGGCUUUGAGUUUGUACGAUAAGGCUAUAGUUUUGUCACCGACGAAUGCGGCUUACCGGAGUAACAGAGCUGCCGUAUUGACAGCUUUAGGGAGAGUAUGGGAGGCAGUGAAGGAAUGUGAAGAAGCUGUUAGAUUGGAUCCUAAUUAUGGGAGGGCUCAUCAGAGACUGGCUUCAUUAUUGUUAAGGGUAGGGCAUGUUGAGAAUGCUAGGAAGCACUUAUGUUUUCCGGGGCAACCACAAGAUCUGGCAGAGUUGCAGAAGUUGCAGGCAGUAGAAAAGCAUCUUAGCAAGUGUACAGAUGCCCGGAGAAUUAGGGAUUGGAGAAGUGCAUUAAGGGAAGCUGAUGCUGCUAUUUCUGCUGGUGCAGACUUUUCCCCUCAGCUUUUUAUGUGUAGAGUGGAAGCCCUUUUAAAACUGCAUCAACUUAAUGAUGCUGAAUCGAGCCUUUCGGUUGUUCCUAAAUUAGAACAAUGCAUCAACUCCCCACAGAUUAAGUUCUUUGGGAUGCUUGCUGAAGCUUAUCUCUUUUUUGUCCAAGCACAAAUGGAGAUGACACUUGGGAGGUUCGACAAUGCAGUUACAGCUGCUGAAAAGGCUGGGCAGGUUGAUGCUCGAAAUGUUGAAGUUUCAGUACUGCUCAGCAAUGUAAGGUUGGUCGCCAGAGCACGAGCACGUGGGAAUGAUCUUUUCAAAUCCGAAAGGUUCACCGAGGCCUGCUCAGCAUAUGGGGAUGGGCUCAAGCUUGAUCCAUUAAAUUCUGUUCUUUAUUGUAACAGAGCAGCAUGCUGGUUUAAGCUUGGACGGUGGGAGUCUUCUGUUGAAGACUGCGACCUAGCGUUAAGUAUCCAACCAAACUACAUAAAAGCCCUUCUUCGGAGGGCAACAUCUAAUAGCAAGCUAGAAAGAUGGGUUGAGACUGUCAGAGAUUAUGAAGUUUUGAGAAGGGAACUUCCAGAUGACAAUGACGUUGCUGAAUCUCUUUUUCAUGCACAAGUUGCAUUGAAGAAAUCUCGCGGUAAAGAGGUUUAUAACAUGAAGUUCGGUGGUGAAGUAGAAGAAGUAUCCAGUCUCGAGCAGUUCAGAGCUGCAAUAUCUCUGCCAGGCAUAUCUGUUGUUCAUUUUAAGAUGGCUUCCAACCUGCAAUGCAAACAGAUAUUUCCAUUCGUUGAAGCUCUCUGUGGUCGUUACCCCUCCAUAAAUUUUCUUAAGGUGGACAUCAACGAGAGUCCAGUGAUUGCAAAUGCGGAGAAUGUGAGGAUCGUACCAACAUUGAAGAUAUACAAAAACGGCAGCCGGGUAAAGGAACUCGUGUGCCCGAGUCGGGAAAUGUUGGAGCACUCGGUGAGGCAUUACAGCUUUUAGAACUAGUGAUUGUAUUGUACUGUACUGUAUUCCCAGUUCACCCUUUUUUGCAUUCACUUCUUGCCACCCAAAUAUCCAUUUUGUUGGGAACUCUUCCACUACCCUUCCAAUCUUUCCUCCCCACCAUACCAGGUACAUGUGACAUAAAACCAGAGAGCUACAUAAUAAUCAUCCUAUUAGCAGUCAAUGCCAGAGGAACCCCAAUAAAAUUAGCUUUUAGUUUCCCUUUUGUAGCUUUUAUUUUUUCAUUCAUUCCCCAUUGCUCUAGGGUUCCCUGUUCUUUCCUCUACCCUUUUCCUUAAUUUUCCAUUUUUAAGUAGGCCAGUCUGAUUCUUGUAUCACUGCUUUCAUUCAGUGGGAAACAAAAAAAAAAGGAUUGGGAAAUAUGUGUACAAUUUAAUUACAAGUGGAUACUUGGUUACAUUUUAGAGAGAUACAGUGAGAGGACUGGCAGGCAGGUAGCAAAGGAGAAUCUAUACAUGUAUAUAUGUGAUGAUAUAUACAAAAUCAACCGAAGCCGUGAGGAAGAUUGGAUGGAUGUUUGGUGGGUACUUAGUUUACUGGGUUAGUGAAAGAAGGAUGAAAUAUGUUGUCAUCAAUAUUGUUGUUUCUUUUUCUCUUAACCAUUUCAUCAAUAAAAAAUUCCCAUUUUUU